CUCUCGCAGUUUAUUAACUUCAAGCGCCGAUUUUCAAUACCGCCAGAGCCCUUCAUCCCCUCCAUAUCAACACAGUUGAUGAGACGAUAUAGAGGCCCCAGAUGUCUUCCUCAUCUAUAGUCGAAUUGGCUCUCUUAAAUUACCUGCAGAAUGUCUACAGCUCCAACAUGAAACUGCCUUACAACCGUCUCAAGCCCUGUGGUCGAGUAUUGUUCGCCGCAAAGGGGGGGAAGAUCCAUUCAUUCAGUUUACACGACGGUUCGCACAUCUCAACAUGGAAGCACCCAGACGUCGAGAGGCUGGUUGAAGCUCAGGCUCAGUCUCAACCCGAAGCUGAGUCUAACCUGAGUGCAGUGGCUGCAACUCUCACCUCUGCCCAGGAGGAGGACUAUGAGGAAUCGGAUGAUAAUAACGGGCCUCCUGCUAAGAGACAGAGGCUUACCGACGACCUUGAGCCUGGCCAGAGCAAGGACGAUGACAACACUGUCAUGGAUAUGGAUGAGCCGGCGAGUGGGGAUGAGUCUAAGGAGACCGGUCCCAAAAGCAGGAGACAGAAGAAGAGGGCGAGAAGAGAUCGGAAGACGGGUCCCAAUCUCAGACACGGCUACGGCAAGGUCCCAGAUCAACCCAUCAUCACCCAGAUGGCGGUUACAAGCACUGGUAGUCACCUCCUAGCCACCUCUGGACACGACAAGACUAUUUGGGUCUUCGAGCACGACGGCAACGGAACUCUCACCCAGCUCAGCCAGAGGCCCAUGCCUAAGCGCCCAAACGCUGUCCUCAUAAGCGUAGACAACAAGACCAUCCUUUGCGGCGAUAAGUUCGGCGACGUAUACACUCUCCCCCUGCUUGCAUCACUGGACGGCUCCACCGAGAACACCCUUUCCUCCCGCUCUACUCCCGCUCCCUCUGCCAACAAGGCAUGGAAGCCCGAAGCCACCAAUUUCACCGUCCACUCGCAGCGUAACCUCAAGGCCCUGGAGCAGCAGCGCCUCUGGGCCGCAAAAGCCGACCAGGAGGCCCGGGAGGGCAUCCAUUCCGACAGGCCGACCUUCGAGCACAACCUGGUCAUAGGCCACGUUUCUCUCCUCACGGCCAUGUGCCUGGCUCAGAGUGAAGGACGCCGUUACAUCAUCACCGCCGACAGGGACGAGCACAUCCGUGUGUCGCGGUACAUGCCGCAGACGCACGUCAUCGAGGGCUUCUGCUUGGGCCACAAGCACUUCGUCACCGGCCUCGCUAUUCCGCCUGCGCGCCCGGACCUGCUCAUCUCCGGAGGCGGUGAUGACGAGCUUUUCGUGUGGGACUGGGAACGGGGCCGGCUGCUCGGGAAGUUCGACUUGCUGGGACGUGCAAAGCGUGUAGCACCCAGAGCUUCGAAAAUUGCUGUCUCUCAUGUCUCCUCCACGACAGUCCAGUAUGAUGGCAAGGAGACACCAUUCGUCUUUGCCAUCUGCGAAGACGUUCCGUAUAUUUUCGUUCUCCGAAUCGCCGACGACUCGUCACUUGUCCAUGUGCAGACCUAUCUUUGUCCCGGUACACCACUUGACCUGACUCAUGUGUACACCGAGCAAGGAGCGCUCUCAAAGCUCCUCGUGGCUCUGGACAUAACCGGCAUGGUGACUACGACCCCGCGCAUCAUGUCGCUCGUCUGGCGCCAGGGUUCCUUUGGUGUCGAUAUCCUGUUCGAAGUCGAGGAUAGCGGAUUAUACGCCGAUGAGGCAGACGUCUCUGAAGACGAUGUCCGGGCGCUGCUUUACAAUGUAGAAGAUCUGCGCAAGCAAUCUCUGGACAGCAAUGGCGAUGAAAGAGGCGCUGAAGAAGAACAAGGUAUGGCACCAUCAGUAGGUACUGAAGCAGACAGACCAGGCCACGAAUAGCGCAAUAUAGUAAACUCGUUUGGAGAAACACGGUGCGGUAGGUGAAAGGUUAAAGAAAACCAGAUACUAAAAAAAGAAGUUCAUAUCACA
This is a messenger RNA of Sodiomyces alkalinus F11, 1970 nucleotides long. RefSeq lists its product as hypothetical. The transcript has 3 exons. Lineage: Eukaryota; Fungi; Ascomycota; Sordariomycetes; Glomerellales; Plectosphaerellaceae. Gene Ontology annotation, biological process: RNA (guanine-N7)-methylation. Bases 102 to 1880 code for a protein of 592 amino acids. Gene Ontology annotation, cellular component: tRNA methyltransferase complex; nucleus; cytosol. The record is from RefSeq and is a predicted model, not a curated record. Gene Ontology annotation, molecular function: protein binding; tRNA (guanine(46)-N7)-methyltransferase activity.